Messenger RNA from Pseudogymnoascus destructans, 2020 nucleotides. RefSeq lists its product as uncharacterized. Bases 647 to 1498 code for a protein of 283 amino acids. Lineage: Eukaryota; Fungi; Ascomycota; Leotiomycetes; Thelebolales; Thelebolaceae. The transcript has 4 exons. The record is from RefSeq and is a predicted model, not a curated record.
GAUAUCGCGGAGAGCCUUGGUGCCUAUAUGUUUAUUAGAGAGUUCUGGUAAUCCUCUGGUAAUCCUCUUACCUUUCUGAGCAUGAUUGUUGCAAGCUUGAGAUGAGCGAACUGGAGCUUUUCUUGCUGUGCGCACAGCCUUUUCCUUUCCCUUUCCCUUUCCACCAAGCCUAGAGCCAGCCUGUAAUCCAAGUGGCAUCCUUGGUGCUGUGCCGCCAGUUGAUCUCCUAGCAGUUUGCUUAAUACGAGCCAUUUGCUAACAUUAAGAUGAGUUAGUGAAGUAUACACAAGACAAAGAAGUAGAUCAAAAGAUAUAUGUACUUACAGUGAGUUUGUAGCAAGGAUGUUGUAGAAAGAGUAAAGAAAGAGGUAGAGGUUGAAAGGUAUGUGUUUUAUUUGAAGGUACGCGUUGUAGUGUUGUUUAGAACAGUAAUUAUUUGCAGGUGAAUAUUCCUUGACGAAUAUAAUUGUUUGCAACUUUAAAAAAACAACAACCUUACAACCAACCACCUUCCUUGGUUACGUUCCGAUCUACACAUUCUUCUUCUCUUUUGCGCUUUACCUCUUCACUAGGACCUCAAGUAAGUUUAUUAUCUUGAUUCUACAGUCAGAACUUCUGAUGAUCUUCUGCUAAUCACGUGUUUAGCAUGGCGAAACGCAAGGCACCUGAAGAACUCUCCACUAAUUUGAAUACUAUCAAAGCUCGCAACCGCGUCUCCAACCUUACUGAAGAUGAGAAGGCUGUUCAUUUAGCACUCAAGGCUGACCAUGGCGAUCUGAGCUACUACUUAAAGAAGUUAUACAAGUCUGCAAAGUAUAUCGCUGCCUCUGCUGAAGACAAGACACGUCUACAGAAUGAAUUGAAGGUUGAGCGUAUUCGUGUUCGGACUGAAAAGGGCACCCAUGCAUCUUGCAUUGCGAAUCAGAAAGUCAAGAAUACUAGCGCCCCUUCUUCUUCUCCACAAGCCCCACCAUCUACUCCGCCACAACUUCUGUCUGAGCUUGCUGCAUUUGAGGGUAUCACCAGUAUCCCAAUCGAUGACGAUCAUAACAGCGAAUGGGAGGAUACUGAGGUUGAAGACGAUUUAGAGUUGGAGCUUAUGUUACGGCGCGACGAUAUUUUAAAUGACGAGGCUGUUCUACCAGAUGAGCUUUCUGAUGAAGAGAUCGCUAGCAUCCAGGCUCUCUUAACUCAAGCACGCAUUGAUGCCCAUGAAGAGGCCAAUUUCCGCAAGUGGCAACAUUUCUGGGAUAGCUGUAUCCGCUCAUAUACGAGAAAGGCUGGAAAGCUGAGAAAGAAGCCUGAGCAUCUCUUUGAAUAUAUGCCAUGGAUUGAUGUAGAAGAAGGCACUUUUCACAACGUUAUCCCACCACAUAAAUAUUUCUGUUUGUACGAGCAGGCAGUUUGGAAAGUGGGCCCAAUUACCAGGACCUGCGCAGUGGUACCCAAAGUCUUACAAUCUUGUCGACAACGGAUGGUUACAAGUCUCCACUCAUAGUUCUAGCUUCAAAGAGGCGUUCUUACUUGUCUACUCUAAGAAAUUUGAUAAGGAAAAGUGGGCUAAGGUAUCAGCUGCACAGGAUAUGUUGUUUCUGGAGUUAGAGUAGAGGAGAGAAAUGGAGUAUUUGAUUUUCCGACGCGAAUAGGGGCUAUAGAGAUUUAAGUAUUUCAUCGUAGCCAGACUUCUGGUAAUCUUCUGAUAAUCAAACAAUUUGCUACUUGCCAAAUGUCAUCGCAAUAUUCAGAGUUGUUUGACUCUGACAAUCCUAUUUCUAAUCAGACUCUCUUCCCUCUUCUCAACGACUACCUUCAUUAAAUCAAAUCCCUGCGGGCCUCGAAUAUACUGGCAAAUUAAACCAAUUCAUCAAAUGGACUAAGGAUACACACGAUGUAUUCAUUGAGUGGUGGAAGCUAUCACGAUGGUAUGAACAACACUCAGAUCAUACUACAAAACUCCUUACGAAGAUUGCAUGGGAUUCAACCAACCGGAGUUCUCAAUACUGGAGAAGUUAUCACCAAG